Messenger RNA from Chara braunii, 2057 nucleotides. Lineage: Eukaryota; Viridiplantae; Streptophyta; Charophyceae; Charales; Characeae. The record is from the annotation of a GenBank genome assembly.
UCGGACGGUUCCCGCUGCUGCUGCUGGCCACUCUUCUCCUGCUCGUUGUCAUGUUGUUCCACGUAUGGGUCGUUGUGCGGGGUCCUCGCAGUGGACGGAAACGACCAACUUUGAGAAGACGACGAUGGACAGGCCUGAAGCAUCCAACAGACAAUCGGGGCGCGCCGUCGAGUACUCCACUUCGGGAGCGACGGUCGGGGCGCGUCUUGCAGGCGCAUAUGACCCAACAUUGUACAGUAAUCUCCCACCUCACGAGAAGCCGUUAUCGCCGGAUCUUGAAGAGCAAUGGGUGGAUGAUCUGUCCCGCACUCUGCCUCUGGGGAUCGGAUCGACGCAGGACUGGAUGGGGGGCCAUAGUGGACAACGGGAGGCCGUGACAAGUCGUCAUUCGUUCUCUGCUCUGCUAGAGAACGAUGUCGGUGGAGGCGAUAUGGAGAUUGUGGACUUGGAUUUUGGUUUGUCAAGCGGGAGUGGUCCAACAGCUACACACACUCGCACGUUCAACCCAGUGCCUGGUGUGACCGUCGGCGGAUCGAGCAUGCACGGUGAAAGCUCCUCUCUGCAAGGUGUGAGCCCUGAUGGGUGUCGUCCGCCGCCUCCAUUUUCUCGGGGUGCGGGAUCAUCCGGUGACAUGUUUCGCAUGUCGUUGCCCCCCCCUUCGACAUCGCCUUUGAGUGACCACGCCAGAGGAUGGGAGCACCAGCGGCGAACACAAGCAUUGCCGGAUCAGACGAUGUCGGCGACAGAUGCGUUAAAUGGCCGCGGAGAACAUAACGAAUGGGGUGCAAAGGCAGUUCAUGAACAAGUUAUGGAGGUGUCCGAUUGUGUGUCGUUGUCGGAAUCCAUUGUGCAAUUUUGCUGCGCUAUGGCAUCGGGUGCGAUCCCACGGGCGACUCCAAAAUGGUGGAUGAGGAGAAGGACGGGCGGGACAUGGGAGGAUCUCCGGAAGAUGGAUGACACGGCGGAGGGCUACUAUAAGGAGAAGCUGCAGAUGUCCCGUAGAGUAUUCCUGGAGAUCGUCGAGGCAUUGUCCCCUAAUCUGCAGCGCAGCGUGACAUUGUACAGGGAGCCUUUGAUGCCCGAUCACGUCGCAUACGCACUUUAUCGUUGGGCAAGCGGGGAGACGUACGAGAGCAGCACGUCAUCAUUCGGUAUAGGUCGCGCAUCAGGAUUGAUUGCAGUGGAGGACGUGACGAGGGCACUUCUCAGUGUGUACCGAGAGAAGAUCAUUUGGCCUUCUGGGUUGUGGCGGUUGGUCGUUCUGCGUGCGUUCGAGGCGAAGGGUUUCCCCAAUUGCUAUGGCUGCAUGGACGACACUUACAUCUAUGUGGGCAAACCAGCCAACGCGCCAUCCGAGAACUAUUUCGACCGGAAGCAUCAUUUUUCAGUGGUUGCGCUGGCGGUUGUGGACUUGGACUUGCAUGUCACCGACGUUUUCGUCGGCUAUCCAGGGAGCUGUCACGACAUCCGAGUGCUUCAGUUGUCCAGUCUGUGGAUGCGCAAUGAAGCGGGGGAUCUUUUUCGUGGUCCUGUUGUGCUCUUGCCAUUCGGGGUGCAAACACGCGGCUACAUCCUUGGCUAUAAAGGCUAUCCUCCCAUGGAGUGGAUCGUGGUGCCUUUUGGAGGGACCGAUCAAAUCCCCGACGAGGAGAGGUUCGACAACAAGCAGAAGGUCGCCAGUGGAGUGGUGGAGAGACCUUUUGGUAGGUUGAAGGGGAUGUGGAGGUUUUUCCUCCGCACAUGCAAAACGAAUAUGGACACUCUACCACAACAGUUCCAAGCCGUGUGCAUUCUGCACAACAUUCUCCCGGAUGUCGGCAUCGAUUUCGACGACAACUUGUUGUGGGAGGUGGACGCGAAUGGUGUGCGCCGGCGAGUGGACUUGGGGAUGGGUCAUCCACCCCACUCUAUUGUGGAGAACUUCAAUCGGCCCCCGGCGAUGGCCUUGGGCGAAGCACUUGCGGAGCGCAUGAAACACGAGUGAACGCACUCGUGCACUCUCCACAUCACUACCUCGGUCGUUGCUAUGUUGUGGAGGAUGACCGUCCUCAUGUUCG